This is a messenger RNA of Colossoma macropomum (tambaqui), 984 nucleotides long. RefSeq names its product trace amine-associated receptor 13c-like. The record is from RefSeq and is a predicted model, not a curated record. Gene Ontology annotation, molecular function: trace-amine receptor activity. Gene Ontology annotation, cellular component: membrane. NCBI's taxonomy places the organism in Eukaryota, Metazoa, Chordata, Actinopteri, Characiformes, Serrasalmidae. Gene Ontology annotation, biological process: G protein-coupled receptor signaling pathway. The coding region runs from base 1 to 984 and encodes 327 amino acids. The transcript has a single exon.
AUGAAUUUUACUGGGGUUAAUGAAACUGAUGAUUGUCCCCCUUAUACCUGUCCAGAGAGAUCUGUUUCUACUGCAGUGUAUGUGUUUCUGUAUGUGUGUGCAGCUGCUGCUGUUCUGCUAACAGUGUGUGGAAAUCUGCUCAUCAUCAUCUCUGUUUGUCACUUCAAGCAGCUCCACACACCGACUAACAUGCUCAUCCUCUCUCUGGCUGUGUCAGACUUUCUGGUUGGAGCUCUUGUGAUGCCAGCAGCAUUAAUAUGGAUGAUCGAAUCAUGUUGGAUUUUCAGUUUGGUUUUCUGCUUAUGCUACAUAUCGAUCUCCAUGUUUCUCACAACCACAUCAAUAUACAAUGUGGCUCUAAUCGCAGUUGAUCGGUAUUUUGCUCUCUCUAAUCCAUUCCUCUACACUGAAACAGUCUCUGUGAAAACAAUGUACAUUGUAGUUUUAUCCAACUGGUUUGUAUUGCUGUUUUAUAAUAUAGCUCUUCAGUACUUCUGUGGAUUCUUCUCAGGUCUGUGUCCUGGGCAGGGCUUCAUGGCCUUGGAUGAGGUCUGGUCUCUGGUUGAUCUUCUGUUGACAUUUGUUUUCCCAUGUGCUGUUAUAAUUAUACUGUAUACUCUAGUUUUUAUUAUAGCCAAGAGACACGCCACAGCCAUCAGAGAUCUUAAAAUUCAUACUCAGACUGAGACCUUAAAGAACACAACAGACUCUAUGAAGUCAGAGAGAAAGGCAGCUAAAGUACUUGGCAUUCUGGUGUCUGUGUUUUUAGCUUGUUUAUUUCCAUACUUUAUUUAUACUGUGUUAGGUAAUGCAGUAGAAACUGAUGCAGGAGUAUUUCAAAACGUUUUGUUGUUGGUUUAUUUUAAUUCCACCAUUAAUCCAGUUAUUUAUGCUUUGUUUUAUCCGUGGUUUAGGAGGUGUGUUAAACUCACUUUAACUCUACAGAUAUUCAACCCAGAUUCUUCACUGAUGAAUGUUCUUUAA